Alternaria ethzedia is the source of this 837-nucleotide messenger RNA. RefSeq lists its product as uncharacterized. NCBI's taxonomy places the organism in Eukaryota, Fungi, Ascomycota, Dothideomycetes, Pleosporales, Pleosporaceae. The transcript is spliced from 4 exons. The record is from RefSeq and is a predicted model, not a curated record. Gene Ontology annotation, cellular component: membrane. Bases 1 to 837 code for a protein of 278 amino acids.
AUGUCGACACCGGGACCAGUAGACGACUCAAACGCGAUACCAGAGUACGUACUCUGGCCGUACACACCUACCAUCGCGGCCGGCGCCAUUACCGCCGUGAUCAUGUUCAUACUGUUCUUCAUCCACACAUACCGCCUCGUCAAGAACAGGACAUGGUUCUGCAUACCCUUCGUCAUCGGAGCUCUAUGCGAAGCCAUAGGCUACUCCGCCCGAGCCGCAGCCCACAACGACACCGAGAACAAAACCCCCUACAUCAUCCAAUCCACGCUCAUCCUCCUCGCACCCAUCCUCUUCGCAGCUUCCAUCUACAUGAUCCUCGGUCGCCUCAUCCGCCGCACAGACUCUGCUGAGUACUCGUUGAUCCGCGUAAACUGGUUGACCAAGCUCUUCGUUGGCGGCGAUGUUCUCUGCUUUAUGAUCCAAGGCGGCGGCGCCGGCAUGCUCGUAUCCGCCUCCGACGCCGACGGCUUCAAACGCGGCGAAAACAUCAUCCUCGGCGGCCUCAUUCUCCAAAUCCUCAUCUUCGGCUUCUUCGUCGUGGUAGCGGGUAUCUGGCACGUAAGACUCCAAAAGGGACCUACAGCUGCGUCGGCGGAUAUUCCGUGGACGAAGUUGAUCUGGUUUUUGUAUGCGGCUAGUGUGUGCAUUACUAUUCGUAACCUUUGUAGGGUUAUUGAGUAUGCGAUGGGCAAGGAUGGUUAUCUGCUGUCGCACGAGUGGCCGAUUUAUGUUUACGACUUUUUGCCUAUGAUGAUUACGCUUAUUGUUUGUGUUUGGUGGUACGACCCCAACAUUAAGCCGGCUCGCAAGGGAGAUAUUGAGUUCGCUCGUCGAUAG